AUGGAAUCCCUCCAUAAACUGAUUAAGAUUCGUGGAGCAAACCGAUCCGUGGCAACGAAAUUAGAACGAGAAGCACUUGAGCUGCUCAGCGAACCUGGAGAGCCCGGAGACGAUGAACGGAUUUGUCGAUUAGAAACGAUUUUGGAAUUAUUGGACUCGAAAUUGAAGGAAUUGAAGUUAUUUGACGGACAAAUUAUCGAUGUAUUGGAAGAAGAAGAAAAGAUUGAUAGCGAAGUAACGGAAGCAAACGAAUAUGAAUUUCGCAUCUCUAAUGCCAUACGAAAGAUCAAGCGAAAACUGCAUCCACCAAACCCAUUUUCCCCGGCAACUAGUACAAGAAUUAGAAGACAAUUACCAACAACACCACCGAGCGUGAGAAGGCUUUCUUUACUUACAACUACACCAUUAACACCAGCCAAUCCUUCCAGUGAUGAACACGACGGAAAUGGAAAUAAUUCCCUUCAAAGUGGAAGUUCGUCUUCGUCGCAUGGAAAUUCAAAUUCGAAACUGCCAAAGUUGCAAUUACCGAGAUUCAGUGGCGAUAUUGUGAAUUUUUUCAGUUUCUGGGAGAGUUUUAAUGCAGCUGUUCACGAGAAUACGAACAUCCCAACGAUAACGAAAUUUAGUUACCUGAAAUCAUACUUGGAUGGACAAGCGGCGAGAGCUAUAGAAGGACUGCCUAUGACCGAAGCAAACUAUGAAAAUGCCCUGCUGAUACUUCAGGAUAGGUUCGGAAAAAAGCAGAAGAUCAUUUCGAAACAUAUGGACGAACUUUUGAAGUUACCAGUUUGUCAAAACGAUAAACCAGCGCAACUAAGAUAUGUGUACGAUACAAUUAACGUACAUGUACGCGGAUUACAGUCAUUAGGAAUCAGUUCGGAUCAGUACGGAAGCCUGUUGAUUCCCGUUAUAAUGUCGAGGGUUCCGAAGGAUAUUUCCCUGCAAAUUGCGAGGCAUACUUCGAAAGAAAUCUGGUCGAUUUCAGAGCUUCUUAUGAUUAUUAAGCAUGAAGUGGAAGCUCGAGAAAUGCGUGACUACAUUCACAUCGCCGACAAUAAGGCACCGAUAACAACGACAAAAAUCCGAGCAACUGGGAACAUGGGUACGACGUCAGUUUUCGUAUCAAGGAAUGCGACAAAAAAUAUUCGUUGUUAUUUUUGCUCUGGCAACCAUUACGCCUCAGAUUGUAACACUAUCGUGGAUGUUAACAAGCGGAAAGAGCAUUUGUUGCGAGUUGGGCGAUGUUUUUCUUGUUUGAGGACAGGCCAUGUCGUAAAACCAUGCCCAAGUGCAAAAUUUUGCAGUUUUUACAGAGGAAAACAUCACUCAAGCAUCUGUGAAAGGAAGAGUAAUAAUAGCGGAGCAGAGUCAAUGCCACCUAAUGUUACUGCAAUAUCAAAAGAAAAGAAAUCGACGCAUGUUUUAUUGCAAACUGCAAAGGCAACAGCAGUAAACCCGAGCACCGGAGAAAAAUGCUCCAUUCGCAUUUUGUUCGACAAUGGCAGUCAGAGAAGCUAUGUGACCGAAGAUGUGGUGAAGAAAUUACAACUGAAAACGGAGAUGAAAGAAACCUUGAACUUGAACACUUUCGGUAGCGCUGAGUAUGAAAGUAAGAACUGCAAAUUGGUAAGUUUCCAGAUUGAAUUAAAUGACGGACAGUUAGCUGUUGUUAAUGCACUUUCGUACCCAGAAUUAUGUUCUCCGCUCCCCACCCUUGUAGAAGUAAAUUCUUUCCCUCAUCUACAGGGUUUAGAAUUGGCAGAUGAGGUUGACAUAGGAAGUAAUGAUCAUAUCAAUGUUUUGAUAGGAGCUGACCAAUAUCAUAGUAUCGUAGUGGGGGAUGUAAUUAGAGGAGAAAACGGUCCCGUAGCUGUUAAGAGUAAACUAGGUUGGGUGUUGUCGGGAAAAUUAGAGUCGUCGAAAAUCUCUCAGGAUAAUUUUACGUCGGCAAAUUUAUGUAUUGAGAACCCAAGGCUUACCGAAUCGGAUAAGGAUAAAGAAUUAGUUGAUACACUGAAAGCCUUUUGGGAAGUAGAAAAUACCGGGUUAGAUUGUAACAAGUUAGUUGAUAGUAACGAAACGGAUAAAUUUUGUGACAUAAGGGUACAAGGAGAUCGUUACGAAGUAGGAUUACCAUGGAAACCGACGGAGCCAAAAAAUAUGGUAAAUAAUUUUGAGCAGUGCAAGACUCGGUUGAACUCGUUACAUUCUCGUUUGAUUAAGGAUCCCGAACUGAUGCGAGAGUACGAUGGUAUAUUUAAGGAGCAACUCGCUCAAGGUAUAAUCGAAAAGGUGCCCUCUUCGGAAUUAGAUAAUGACAACGUUAGAUUUAUGCCACAUUUUGGAGUUAUUCGCAAGGACAGAGUUACGAGUAAGGUCAGGGUAGUUUUUGAUGCGAGUGCAAAAAUGGAAACCGAGAAUUUGUCGUUAAACGAUCGUUUAGAACGAGGGCCUAAUUUGAUUCCGAUGUUGUUUGAUGUUCUAGUUAAGUUUCGAACUAAGGUCAUUGCACUUACUGCUGAUAUCGAGAAAGCCUUUCUUCAGAUAGGUAUUAAACAGGAGGACCGUGAUUUUCUCAGGUUUUUGUGGUAUGAUGAGCCACAGUCUGCAAAUCGCUCGAUUGUCCAGCUGCGUUAUGCGCGUUUGCCCUUUGGCCUACGGCCGUCCCCUGCUGUUUUGGGAAGUGUUUUGUUGCAACAUGUGUCAUCAUACCAAGAGAAAAAACCUGAGAUUGUCAAGGUACUCAAGGGUUUAUUUGUUGACGAUCUGUCAACGGGUGGAGAGACAGUAGACAAGGCUUACGAAAUUUAUCAACAGUCAAAACAGGUAAUGAGGGAAGGAAAUUUUAACCUUCGUAAAUGGAAUUCGAAUUCGCAGGAGUUAAUAGAACGCAUCCGAAAAUCUGAAGGUCAAGCAACAACCGGGGGGUCAGACCCAAAGUUAGGCGAAGAGGAUCAGUCUUACGUACAAUCGUGUAUAGGUCUUAGUGCAGAUAAUGAAACUGUGAAAAUAUUAGGGUUGCACUGGAACUCCUCGUCGGAUGAAAUCUGUUAUGAUUUUACGGAGAUUACGCAAUUAGCUAAAACGCUUCCAGCAACUAAACGUUCACUGCUAAGAUUAACCGCUAAAAUAUUCGAUCCGUUAGGAAUUUUGAGCGUAUUUACGGUUAGAAUGAAGGCCAUGUUUCAAUCGUUAUGUUUACAGAAAGUAGCUUGGGAUGAGGAAUUACAGGGAAGUGCUAGGUUAGAAUUUAAUGCAUUUCUUUCCAAGCUACAACAGUUAAGUAAGGUUAGAAUACCAAGGUGUCUUAUCAACGGGUUGAGUGUACGCUCAUAUCAGAUUCACGGCUUCUCGGACGCUAGCGAGCAAGCCUAUGCUUGUGUCGUUUAUUUGCGCACAGAAUAUGAAAACGGAGAGGUAGAUUGUAGAAUUAUUGUGUCGAAAGCAAGAGUAGCACCCAUCAAACAGGUAACUAUCCCGAAAUUAGAGUUGAUGGGGGCCCUGUUAUUAGCAGAGUUGAUGGAUACAAUUCGUACUGUUUUGCUUGAAGAAUUAGAUCCGGCGAAAAUCACAAGUUUUUAUUGGGUGGAUUCCUUAGUAGCACUCUGCUGGAUAAAAAACAGUAAGCCCUGGAAACAGUUUGUAAGGAACCGGGUCCACAAAAUUCUAGAACUAACAGACAGGUCAGAAUGGAAGUUUUGUCCAGGUGUCUUAAACCCAGCAGAUUUACCCUCGCGCGGGCUUUGCGGAAAGGACCUUUCAAGGAAUGUGUUUUGGUUUGAAGGUCCCGAGUUCUUGAAGCAAAGAAUUGAAUUGUGGCCAUCCAUUGAUAUAACUGACAAGGAAGCCCACGAAAUUGCCUUGAAGGAGGAAGCCAACAAUUCUCACAUGAUAACACACACGUUGUCUACUUCGACGGAUGUUUUGAGUAUACAGAAUUUAGUAAACAUAGAACGAUUUGGGAGUAAACGUAAGCUUCUUGGCACCCUGGCUUGGGUUUUCAGAUUCGUAGGAAACUGUAAGGCAUCGUUAACUAACCAAACCCCCGAUUUAAAUGAGGAGUUAAGAAACGAAGAAAUUGAACGAGCAGAAUACAAAUUGUUAAGUUACAUUCAAAGAGAAGAAUUUUCAGAAGAGUAUGAAUAUUUGCGUGGUAAAAUGGUAACCAAGCCUCCUUUAAAAGUUAAGCAAUUCAAUUUGUUUUUAGAUAACAACGGCGUAAUAAGAGCGAGAUCUCGGAUAACCAACGCUUCUGUUCCAGAUUCUACGAAAACGCCAAUUUUGUUACGUCCCUAUAACUGGUAUUCAAAGUUGGUGAUAAAAGAAUAUCAUGCUAUUGUAUUGCAUAGUGGCGUACGUGACACGUUAAACGAAAUUCGCCAACGUUAUUGGAUUUUAAGAGGUAGAGAAGCAGUAAAGAAAUUUAAAAGGUCGUGUACUGUUUGCAUAUGGAUUGAUAGGCACACAAUUAAGUCUACUCUAGCCCCAGACCUCCCAGAUUCACGUGUAGAUGAUGGACCACCUUUUACUAACACGGGUUUAGAUUUUGCGGGACCCUUGCUUAUUAAGGGUAAGAAUCCGUCAAGUAAGGAAUUAAGUAAAUCAUAUAUUUGUAUCUACACAUGCUUUUCAACUAGAGCCAUCCAUUUAGAAUUGGUAGAUAGCCUGAAUGUACCCUCGUUUUUUCUUUCAUUUCGUAGAUUUUGUGCUCGUAGAGGAUUGCCGCGUAAAUUAUAUAGCGACAACGCUAAGACGUUUAAGGCUGCUUCUAAAGAGGUAAAGCAGAUUCUUAAUUCGAAAAACGUGAAAAGCAUGAUCGUAGAUAAAGGCGUCGAUUGGGAAUUCAUAGUACCAAAAAGCCCAUGGAUGGGUGGAGCCUGGGAAAGAUUAAUCAGAUCGGUAAAACGUACCUUGCAUAAAAUGGUGGGUAGAGCGCGACUAACUUUUGAUGAAUUAAAUACGUUACUGGUUGAGAUAGAAUCGGUAAUUAAUUCUCGUCCUUUAACAUACGUUUAUGAUGAUACAGAAGGGGUUACAUAUCCAUUAACACCGUCACAGUUACUUUAUGGUAGAAAUGUUACAUUGUCGCCAAAUGAUAGUUAUUUAACAGUAAUUAGCACUCAAGAAACAUUAACGAAACGUAUCAAAUACCAUCGAAAGUUAUUAUCAGAAUUCGCCAAAAGAUGGAAAAAUGAGUAUCUGCCUAGUCUUCGUGAGAUAGCAAAUCGAAAUGAACUUAACGAAAGCAUUGUAUCGUUGGGUGAUAUUGUUAUUGUAAAAAAUGAACAGACUAAGCGUUCGUUUUGGAAAAUAGGAAAGGUGGUAGAAUUGAAGCCUAGUAGAGACGGUAAAAUUCGUUCAGUAAAAUUGAAAGUGUCUACGGAUAACGGAACUACGUAUUUAGUACGUCCAUUACAAUGUUUGGUGCCCUUAGAGGUAAAAUCAAAUGUAUUGACUUAA
Molecule: messenger RNA, 5460 nt
Organism: Rhopilema esculentum
Lineage: Eukaryota; Metazoa; Cnidaria; Scyphozoa; Rhizostomeae; Rhizostomatidae
Source: RefSeq, a predicted model, not a curated record